This is a messenger RNA of Punctularia strigosozonata HHB-11173 SS5, 6913 nucleotides long. RefSeq lists its product as uncharacterized. Gene Ontology annotation, cellular component: nucleus; condensed chromosome, centromeric region. Gene Ontology annotation, molecular function: histone binding. The transcript is spliced from 20 exons. The record is from RefSeq and is a predicted model, not a curated record. The coding region runs from base 1 to 3951 and encodes 1316 amino acids. Gene Ontology annotation, biological process: meiotic chromosome condensation; mitotic chromosome condensation; mitotic cell cycle. NCBI's taxonomy places the organism in Eukaryota, Fungi, Basidiomycota, Agaricomycetes, Corticiales, Punctulariaceae.
AUGCUGUCUGGUACGAGCUUACCAUGUCCAGGAGCGGUGGAGGCGGUUGCCGAGGAAUCAAACGCGAUCACAAGAGGAGACAUCUUCGACGUGUACUGCAGCCUUCUGAAGUAUUCAGAUAGUCUACAAGGGCUCGUUAUGAGCAAGAUCCUUGAUUCCGUCUCGUCUGGUCUAGCCGCGCAAACCGAGACGACUACUCAUGUGUUGGAGAGCGGAGACCAAGAAUCCAUCAGGGAGCAGAAGAAGGCCAUCGAGAUGUACGCGUUCCUUCUCCAGUGGUUCGUGAUCGCAGCGGAGAAGGUUAAGAAAGGAGGCGAAGAUGAGGUUGCGGUACCUGCCGCGAAACCUAGGAGGGGGCGAGGAGGCGCUAGAGCAGCCGCGUCGAGGAAACAAACAUCCACGGCCUGGACAUGGGAGAGCCAAAUCCCCGCGACCCUUGCCUUGAUUAGCAAAGUCCUUCGCCUGAGCUCGCCGAGGAUAUGGACGACGACGGCAGAGCGCGAUACGUUUAUUAGCUGCAUUACACGACCUGCUUACCACGUUACCGAAAAUGAACAGUACAUGAAGGCUCAGAACAUCAAACUCGGCGUCUAUAAGGUCAUUUGCCUCGCUGUUAAGCACCACGGACACGCUCUUGCGGCCCAGAUCAGCAUCAUGCAAUCCCUGCAAUACUACGAACAUCUCUCCGAGCCCAUGGCAGAGUGUCUCGCGGUUCUCGCUAAAGAAUUCGACCACUCUCAACUUGGCGACGAGGUCCUGCGAGAGAUCGCUGGGAAGACCUUCAACGCGCAGGACACAAAGGGGCCCAGAGCCUUCUCUCGUUUCCUUACUCGCUUCUCCGAACUGGCGCCUCGAUCGGUCCUCAAGCAGAUAAGUCUUCUAUUGAACCAUCUAGAUUCCGAGUCUUACCCUAUGCGCAUGGCUAUAGUCGAAGUUAUGGGAGCCCUCGUAAAGGAGCUGGCCACGUCAUCCGAGAUGGACAACGAUCAAGCCCACGCCACGAAGCAAUUGAAUGGCCUAUACGAUAUGCUCCUUGAACGUACGCUCGAUCUAUCAUCCUACGUCCGAGCCAAGGUAUUCGCGGUGCUCAAUAGGCUGUGCGAUCUUCCUGUCAAAUUUCCUAAGCAGCGCCUUGCUGUGACACAAGCAGCUAUUGACGCGCUCCAGGACAAGGCUGCGACCGUUAGGAAGGCAGCGAUUGGGCUCUUAGUGAAGCUCAUUGUCACACAUCCCUAUGGCUUGAUGCACGGUGGUCUGCUGGGUUUGGAUGAGUGGGAGCAGAGAUACAAGGAGGUCACGGAGGAGCUCAAGAAGGUCGAAGAGGUGGUGGGCAAGGCCGUGGAGCGAGAAGAUGGCACCCCUGAAGGCGAUAACGAAGCAGGUCCCGCCGAAGAGGAGGAGGAAGAAGAAGAAGAAGAAGAGGGAGACGGUGGGGAUUCUGGGGCCAAGAGGUCCCGCAAGAAGAAAUCGGAUGAUGAUAUGGAUGUGGAUGAAGACGAGGACACCGAGAUCGAAGGGGACGAUAGUGAUGCUGAGGCUGCGCGCCAGAGCCAGAAAUACAAACGGAAGAGAAAAUCCAAGCCGCGAAAAUCGGAGCUCGACAUGACGGCUCUGACGAAUGAGCAGGCCGCUCUCGCCGCCCUCGAGAGUAACCAACUGCUCCACCUCAGGCUUCGCAAAAAGUACUAUGCCGAGGCGUUGAACUUCAUCCGGACUAUCGAAAAUGGAAUGGAGGACAUGGAGCGCCUCCUUGGCUCGAAGAACAAGCUCGAAGUGCUCGAGGCAAUCGAUUUCUUCCGGGUCGCACAUGAAUAUCAGUUCGAUAGCGCUCAGCGUGGUAUCCAACGAAUGUUGCAUCUCGUCUGGCAAAAGGACGAGAACGCCACUUCGGAGGAUGGUAAAGAGGUCAAAGGUGUGCGAGCGCGAGUACUUGAGUGCUACCGGAGCCUCUACUUUGAUCCCUUACCGGAUAUGGAGCCUAAGCACCAGGUCAAUCGUAUCGCCAAGAACAUGAUUGAGUUGACUUACGAUGCGACAUUAGCGGAGCUCACCAGCUUAGAAGAGAUGAUCCGUAUCAUGAUGGAUGAGGGACAGAUCCACCAAGAUGUUAUUUCCAAGCUGUGGCAAGUCUAUAGCUCCGACAAACCUUUACCCAAAGCUCAGCGGAGAGGGGCCAUUAUCCUCUUGGGUAUGAUGGCAUUGGCGAGGCGUGACGUGGUCACAGAUCGCGUUGAUACUCUUCUGAAAAUUGGCCUCGGACCCCUGGGAAGAGCCGAUUUGACGCUUGCACGCUACACCUGCGUUGCACUGCAGCGCUUGAACGGUAGCGCGAAGAAAGUCAAAGGCUCGUUACUCGACAAAACGCUCAGAAUAGAAAUGGACAGUCCGAUAUUUCGUAAAUUAUUGGAUAUGGUUGAACAUCCGUGCCGAUCAAAGGAGUGGUUUGCUUUGGCUGAGCAAGCUAUCAACACCGUUUAUGCUCUCGGCGAUCAUCCUGAUCAGUUCUGUGAUACCCUCAUCAAGGAUCUGACCAGGAGAGCGUUCACGCCGCGAACACCAGCUCAAAGAGCAGAAUCUGCUGAGAAGGAUCCGGAUGCUAUGGACGAGGACGCACCGGAGGGCACUCGAGACCCGAGCAUGACACAAGAUCCCGUAGCAGAAGGCUCGAAGGAUUGCGGUGACGCGUUCCAACUCAGCCAAUUGCUGUUUAUCGUCGGCCAUGUCGCCAUCAAGCACAUUGUUUACCUUGAGCUCGUCGAACGCGAGUGGAAGAGGCAGAAGGACGAGAAAGCUAUGGCCGAGAAGCUUGCCAAAGGUACCGAUGCUCAGGCUCGCACCUCAAAGGACAAGGACGGUGAGGAACUUGACCAGGUGGUCGGCAAUGCGGAGGACGAGAUCGGCGACCGCAUCGCAGCUGUUCGAGAAACUGAGCUUCUCUACGGGCCGGAAUCCUUGCUAGCUGUAUAUGGUCCGAUGAUUGUUCACAUCUGUGGCAGUCCUCAUAAGUUCAAGAAUCGCACAUUACGUGCUGCCGCGACGCUAGCCUUUAGCAAGUUCCUUUGCGUUAGCUCGCAGUUCUGCGACCAACACCAUCGCUUGUUGUUCAAGAUUUUGGAGACGUCUAAGGAUGCGAACAUACGCAGCAACAUCGUUAUCGCAUUGGGCGACGUCGCUGUGUCGUUCAGCACGAUCAUCGACGAAAAUAGCAACGAGCUAUACAAGGGACUCUCAGAUCGAGACCUUGUUGUCAAGAAGAAUACGUUAAUGGUUCUUACGCACCUCAUUCUGAAUGGAAUGAUCAAAGUGAAAGGGCAGCUCGGCGAGAUGGCGAAAUGCCUUGAAGACGAGGAAGAGCGCAUCUCCGACCUGGCGAAGCUCUUCUUCAGCGAACUUUCGACGAAGGAAAACGCAAUCUACAAUAACCUUCCUGAUGUCAUCAGUCACCUGUCCGUAGGAGAGCAUGCUGUAGACGAAGAAGUAUUCCAAAGCACGAUGAAGUACAUCUUCACGUUCAUAGAGAAGGAACGACAAGCCGAGAAUAUUGUCGACAAACUAUGCCAGAGAUUCAGACUGUCAGAGGACCCUCGACAAUGGCGCGACAUCGCAUACUGCCUGUCUCUGUUGCCCUUCAAAUCCGAACGCUCUGUCAAGAAGCUCAUCGAGGGUCUGCAAUUCUAUCGUGACAAGCUGCACGAGCCGGCCGUGUACGAUCGUUUCACCGAAAUUCUCGCCAAGGCACGCGCGAACAAAUCCAAGGACAAACCGGAUCAAGAGCUCAACGAGUUCGAGAAGAUACUUGACGAGCACCGUCAACAAGGCCAGGAGGAUCAGGCGCUUGAGAAACGUGCGGAGGGCAAGAAGCGCAAAGCUGCGAAGAAGCAACAAGCCACCCGACGAUCGACGCGCAAGAAGGCACAGGAAGAGCAGGAAGAUAUGUACCAAUCCGAUUAGACCAGAAAUCUUCUCACAUACCUAUCAUCUCCCCGUAUCAGCAGUCCUUUGCUUCAGGCUGAGCCUGUCGCGUUGUUGUUGUAUUAGCACCAUGUACAUUCCACCAUAAUAUUUUACAGUAAACAUCCAGGUAGUCUAAGGACAAGUAACUUAUGACGACGGAAAGUCCAAAGAAGUGAGUGUGUAACGACUUCUAACCAGAGUCGUGAGGGAGAGAGCAAAGAAAUGGAGCCAAACGAGUGUGAUAGGCACCGAGAGCCCAGAUAGCAGGGUACAAUUCAAUAGUAAGGAGUGUGCGUCGAAGGCGAAAGCCGUUCGAAAGGCAAUAAAUAUGGGUAAGACCACCACCGCAGCGCGGAGAAUGUGAGCCGAUAGUUGCUCAAGCCUUCCAGGAACGGAAAGGAGUGGCGCAGUCCUCCGCCGAAGACCGGCACCAGGAGAGAACAGGGCAUGCUGGACAAGCCAAGGUUCGCUCGGCGACUUGAGAGAUUGACCGAUGCCCUACAAAAGGAUCACGGUCAUUCUAUCUUCUCCUUCGUCUCGGCCUGCUCGGACUUGGGCUUGAACCGCUCGCCGCCUUCUCCUCCUCGCAUGAUCGCUUUCAUGAAUGAGAAGAAUCGCUCGGCGUAUUCAUCUGGCGGCACAGGGCUAAUCUUGUGCCUAUCGUCUUUCAGCCCUUUCCAUAAUCCUUCCAGUUUCUUCUUUGUGUUCCAUGGAGUCAGGAUAUCGAUCACACCAAGAUAAUAAAUCGUGUCCAUCGGCUCAUUCGAUUCGUCCGUAGCGCGAUAGCCACCUUCAUCUUGGUAGAAUACGAAGUGCUCGCGCUCAUUCCGAUCAGAGUCAGGCAGUGGGAUUUCGCCGUCCAGGUGCUUAAGGUCCGAGCAACGCAUUGCUCUACGCAUCGCCAUGGCCUCCUCGGAGUAUGCACCCUUGACUUGCGUGGCCUUGCGCUUCAAAUGCGGAACAUCGGGCGAGAACACUCUCAACGUAUUCCUCCGUACGUUGUCCUUGUUCCCCCUCCUCAUGUUAUGGAUCCCCACCAGCAAGCUGUAAUCCAUGACGUUCACUCGCUUCAACAACUCCUUAUCCCUCCGAAGCUGCUCCUCCAACAGCGCCCGCUUCUCCGGCCCCAGCUCCAACCAACGACCCCGAUUAAUCCAAUUCAAAUCCUUCAGGACCGCCCGCGGCUUCUCCUUGGCCAGCUCCUCGGGAUACUCCCGGCCAACGGUGCUGCCCUUCAGAUCAUACGUUUCGUGAAUGUCCUUGUGCGGCGGGAAAAGGUUGUUCAUGAUCACGAAGUGGAUCUUCUUUCCCCGGGGCAGCUUGACCCGAUGUAGCCCAUAGAAGCGAGAAAUGAGCGUAUGGGGGUUCUCCUUCACGUGGUGGUAGUACUCUUUCAAGAUCGACCGGAGGAACUUGUGUUCGGAGUGGUGUAUCGUCUUGAUGAUGAACCGAUAAUCACGCGAGAAGUAGAAAAAGGAGCCGGAUUUGCCCGGCGAACCGAGCUCUGAAAGGAUGUAUUUGGCGGUGAGAGAAACGAGGUAGUCGGACGGGUCGAGUUGGAAGUAAUCCUCUCGGAGUUCACGGAAGACCCAGGGCGCGUAAUCCUUGAAUUUGAAGUCAUAUUUGGCGGAGGGAGUGAGCUCGUUACCGAUGAUAUCGAACGAGUACUUAUGGCAGGCAGUGAAGUCAUCGGCCGUGAGAGGCCGUUUGAUCUUCGCCUGACACCUCGAGACCGCUAUUCGAAUGCCGGUCAACAUGUUGUACAUCAACACGUAGUUGACGUGGUCCUCCCCGAUCAGGUUCCCCACCAGCACCUUAGUCUCGUCCUUGCUCAUGCUCCGCGUUAGCGCUGCCUCCGCCUCCUUUUGCGCCUUUUCUCGCUUGGUCUGCCUCUCCAACCUGAUCUGCUCAGCCUGGCGCUCGAUAUCGUUCGCCAGCUCCCCAUCACUAUCGGGAUCUUCCACGUAACCAAGCCCCAUGCCCGAGGUACUGACCGCAUGUGAACCACCCUGGGCAAGGCGGAGAGGUUUGGAAUGUGGUGAACCCGUGGUGUUGCGCCUGCGGGGGGAUGCGCGAUGGGUUGAAAGGGGAGGUGGCUGCAGGUAACCGUCGGUGGAGAGAUGGGCCGACGUCCGGCCUUGCACGCCGCUGCUGCUGCCCACCUGCGAGUCUUCUGUCGGCGGCGUACGCGUGUCGAAGCUGCCCGUGGUGGUAUGAAUGGUGGCUGGGCCCCCUCCUGAAGAUACGGUGCUGAUGGAAGCCUCGGUCUCGGUCGCGGCGCGGUGCAAGAGCGAAGCGCCCGGCGCCGAAGAGGCAGCGUGUCGAGGCAGGUAUCGCGCCGAUCGGACAUUGCCGGCACUUUCUCGCGAAUCGACGGACGACGUGCGCUCGACGGGGAUGUCGAAGGUCACCGGUCUCGUCGUUGAGAGAAUGCUCUUCGGGGGCGGCGUCGGCGGCACAUCGUCCUCAGGUACCAUCCUGCCUGCCGCCUCUGGCUUUUCAGCGCUCCGCUCUGCCAGAUGACCAUACUCCUUCUCCUUCUCGAGCGUGUCCUCGAAUGUAUGUACGCUUGCCGGGGGGCUAGGCGGUGGCGGACCGGCCAUGCCGACGACCGUCGUCGGCGGACUCAUGGGCGGUUCGUGGGCACGCACCGCAGGGAUGGUGCGGCCAAUCCUGCUGAUGAUGUUCUCCGAAGGCGCAGAGGAGGCGACGGCGACGGUGUCUCGGGUGACCUUGACGAUGUGAACCUCGCCUGUAUGCGCUAGCGCGUGGAUGGGGUUGACGGCGUCCAUGCUGUCGUCGUGGGCGCGCUCCUUGCCCUUCGCGCUAUCGUUCGCCGUCCUUCGGCGCAGGGAAGACGUCCGCGACGAGGGUGGUGAGGGGGAUUGCUGCGGGGCCCCGUCGACGGGAAAGGCAGAGGGCGCCUGGGAAGUGCGGGUGGAGGAGGUCGACACCCGGC